AUGGGCCUCCAGAUCCCCCGGCUUAUUGCGCAGGCUACCCAUAUGGACAAUAUCCUUUGUAUCAACCUUUCCCUACCGGACCAGCCUUUCCCCCGUACCAAUUUGCUCCUCAAGUGCCAUGGCAACCUGGAAACGAGCCCCCAAACCUCUUUUUGGUACCCCUUGAUGUGGAAGUGGGUGAAGGCCAAUCCUUCUGCCGACACAAGCCAUAUUUUCCCCUGGACUAAGGAGUAUGCCAUCCAGGCUUUGAGCGGCGAGAGCGCAGAGCAGAUUCAGGCAGAGCUCCUCGAUGUCAGGACCUUUCCUAACGCAAAGCGUUCCUUGUGGCAUACCGACCCCGCAACAGAAACUUGGGGAAAGGUGCAAGAGACAUAUGGUAGCGAUCCCAAGAACUUUUAUGAGCAGAGGGCUAAGGCACGAGAGCCAUCUCGACGAGCCCUCGACCAUUGA
Molecule: messenger RNA, 450 nt
Organism: Fusarium redolens
Lineage: Eukaryota; Fungi; Ascomycota; Sordariomycetes; Hypocreales; Nectriaceae
Exons: 1
Coding region: 1-450 (149 amino acids)
Source: RefSeq, a predicted model, not a curated record